This is a messenger RNA of Sugiyamaella lignohabitans, 5421 nucleotides long. RefSeq names its product bifunctional urea carboxylase/allophanate hydrolase (gene DUR1,2). Bases 1 to 5421 code for a protein of 1806 amino acids. The record is from RefSeq and is a predicted model, not a curated record. Gene Ontology annotation, molecular function: urea carboxylase activity; ATP binding; metal ion binding. Gene Ontology annotation, cellular component: mitochondrion. NCBI's taxonomy places the organism in Eukaryota, Fungi, Ascomycota, Dipodascomycetes, Dipodascales, Trichomonascaceae. The transcript is spliced from 2 exons.
AUGACUGCGUCUCCACCUCUGUUUGGACUCACCGUCGAUCAGUGGAAGUCGACUCAAAUCUCUUCUGCUGACCCUCUGAAGAAUAUCCUUGAUCUAGUAGCAGCCUAUGAUCCCAAGGAUCCUGCCUGGAUCACAAUUGCCUCUCCAGAGCAAAUCAAAUCUCAAUGGGACUCAUUGCCAAAGAGCCUCCCUCUUUAUGGUGUUCCAUUUGCUGUAAAAGACAAUAUUGACGUAGAUGGAUUCCCCACUACUGCUGCUUGUCCUGCUUAUAGAUACAUUGCGCAAGCUGAUGCUGUAGUUGUAGCGCUACUCAAGAAAGCUGGUGCAAUUGUCGUGGGAAAGACCAAUUUAGAUCAGUUUGCUACUGGUUUGGUUGGUGUUAGAAGCCCUUACGGCAUCCCUACAUCGACUUUUUCAAGUUCCCACAUUUCAGGCGGUUCCAGUUCAGGUUCUGCUGUCGUUGCAUCAAAGGGUCUAGUGCCAUUUUCGCUUGGAACUGACACUGCUGGGUCAGGUCGUGUUCCCGCUGCUUUGAACAAUUUAAUUGGUGUCAAGCCCACUGUAGGUGCAUUCUCUGCUACCGGUGUGGUCCCUGCCUGUAAAUCGCUUGACUGCGUUUCUAUCUUUACUCUAUCCCUGAAAGAUGCUCAAUUGCUCUUUUCGCUUGCUGCUGAGUAUGAUCCCACAUAUGGUUACUCGAGAAGAUUGCCCACUAAACCUCUCAAAACUUUUGGUAAGCGUCCAUUGUUUGCUAUUCCCAGCAAUCCCAAGUGGUUUGGCGAGGAGCAAAACAAGGUUGCUUAUGAAAAGGCAAUUGAAAAGUUCAGAUCUCUUGGUGUUGAAAUCACUGCUGUAGACUUUUCAAUUCUUUAUGAACUUGCCGACUUACUGUAUGAAGGUCCUUGGGUUGCUGAGAGAUAUGCUGCCAUUCGCGACUUUAUGCAAUCUCCUGAGAAAAUGAACAAGACUGUAUAUCAAAUUAUCAAAAAGGCCGAGAAUUUCACUGCUGCUGACUUUUUCGACUUUGAGUACCGUCGUAAGGACAUUAUCAAGAAGAUUGAAGCUCAAUUCGAUCAUUUCGAUGGUAUGAUUGUCCCCACUUGUCCUUUGAAUCCAACUUUGGCUGACCUCGAAGCCGAGCCUAUUCUUGUCAACUCCCGCCAAGGAACUUACACCAAUUUUGUCAAUCUUUCUGACAUGUCUGCAUUGUCUAUUCCAGCCGGUUUCAGAGAAGACGGCUUGCCAACAGGUGUCACCCUGUUGUCCAAGGCAUUCCAUGACUAUGCUUUGCUUGAUCUGGCACAAAGAUUCCUUACUGCUGACAAGACCCGUUUACUAGGCAACACUGGUGUCUACACUAGUUCUGAAACUGAUAUUCUAGUGUCUACUCUGCCUCAAUUGUCAGCUCCUGAAACAAUUCCUUUGGCUGUUGUUGGUGGUCAUUUAUCUGGUAUGGCUCUCAACUGGCAAUUACAGAAAGUCAAUGCUACACUCGUAAAACGGUGUCUUACUGCCAGACACUACAGACUAUAUGCAUUACCAAACUCCAAUCCACCUAAGCCCGGUCUCCAGAGGGUUGGUCCAGGAUCUAACGGCGAAUCUCUUAACAUCGAGAUUUGGAAUGUACCCACUGAGAAGUUUGCUGACUUCAUUUCAAUGGUCCCUGCUCCACUCGGAAUUGGAUCUGUCGAACUUGAAGACGGUUCUUGGGUGAAGGGCUUUAUCUGUGAGGAAAUUGGAUAUGCUGGUGCAAAGGAUAUUACCAAGUACGGAGGUUGGAAAAAGUACAUUUCUCACACUAGUAAUGGCAGACCAUUCAACACUGUUUUGGUUGCCAAUCGUGGUGAAAUCGCAGUGAGAAUUAUCAAGACUUUGAAGAAGCUUGCUAUUCACUCUGUUGCUGUGUAUUCUGAGCCCGAUCGUUAUGCUCAACACGUUCUGGAAGCUGAUGACGCUGUAUUUUUACAGGGAACCACUGCUGCCGAGACUUAUCUCUCGGUUCGUAAGAUUCUCGAUGCUGCUAAAAAGACUGGAAGUCAAGCGAUUAUUCCAGGCUAUGGAUUCCUUUCGGAGAAUGCUGACUUUGCUGAUGCCUGUCAGGAAGAGGGUAUUGUUUUCGUUGGUCCCAAUGGAGACACUAUUCGUAAGCUGGGUUUGAAGCACUCUGCAAGGGAUAUCGCUGAAAAGGCUGGCGUACCACUUGUUCCUGGAAGUGGCUUACUAGACACUAUUGACGAUGCUUUGAAGGUCGCUGCCAAACUCGAGUACCCUCUUAUGAUUAAGAGUACCGCUGGUGGCGGUGGUAUUGGUUUACAAAGAGUUGACAACGACGAGCAGCUAAGAAAAGCUUUCGUGACUGUGCAACGUCAAGGUAUGGCAUACUUCAACGACUCCGGUGUGUUCUUGGAAAGAUUUGUUGAGAAUGCCAGACACGUUGAGGUUCAAGUGUUUGGUGAUGGUUACGGCAAGGCUAUUUCUCUGGGUGAGAGAGAUUGUUCCCUCCAAAGAAGAAACCAGAAGAUUAUUGAGGAGACUCCUGCUCCUCGAUUCCCUGAGGCUACUCGUGAAAGAAUCAAGAAAGCCGCUGAAAUGCUUGCUUCCAGUAUGAAGUAUAAAUGUGCUGGUACUGUCGAGUUCAUUUACGACGAAAACAGAGAUGAGUUCUACUUUUUGGAAGUCAAUGCUCGUCUUCAAGUCGAACAUCCUAUUACCGAGAUGGUUACUGGCCUUGAUCUUGUGGAAUGGAUGCUUUACAUUGCUGCCGACAGAGCUCCUGAUUUUACUAUUCCUGUCGUUUGCAAGGGUGCUGCCAUGGAGGCAAGACUCUAUGCUGAGAAUCCAGUCAAGGAUUUCUUGCCUUCUCCUGGUCAACUUACCGAUGUCAGCUUCCCAUCUUUUGCUCGUGUGGAUACGUGGGUUGAAAAGGGUGUCAAGAUUUCUGCUGAGUACGAUCCUACUCUUGCAAAGAUUAUUGUUCACGGUACCGACAGAGCAGAUGCUCUUGCCAAGCUCAAUGCUGCUUUGAACGAAACUGUUGUCAGUGGUGUUAUUACCAACCUUGACUAUCUCCGUUCGAUCGCUGGAUCUACUAUGUUCUCGGAAGCCAAGGUAGCUACCAAGGUCCUCGAUUCUUACAAGUAUCAACCUCAUGCAAUUGAGAUUACUGCUCCUGGCAGUUAUACCUCCGUUCAAGACUACCCUGGACGUCAACUCCUGUGGCACAUUGGUGUUCCUCCAUCUGGCCCCAUGGAUGAGUACGCUUUUAGAAUUGCCAACAAGAUUGUUGGAAACCAUCCAAAAGCCCCUGCUAUUGAGUGUACUUUGGUUGGUCCCAGUAUUUUGUUCCAUCAUGAUGCAGUCAUCGCUCUUGCAGGUGGAAACUCGCCUGCUACCUUGGAUGAGAAGCCAAUCUCACUGUGGGAGCCAAUUGAAGUUAAAGCCGGCCAGAAACUUGUUGUUGGAAAGCUUUCAUCUGGUUGCAGAUCUUAUAUUGCUAUCAGAGGAGGUAUCGAUGUUCCUGAAUAUUUGGGAAGUAGAUCGACUUUUGCCUUAGGUAACUUGGGUGGUUACAAUGGAAGAACUCUCAAGUUUGGUGAUGUUUUGUUCUUAGCUGAACCUGAACUUGCCAGUUGUACUAUCCCAGGCCCCAUUUCAGAGCCAGCCCCUGUCCCCAAAUCGUUGAUUCCUACUUACUCUAACUCUUGGUCAGUUGCUGUCACCUGUGGUCCUCAUGGCGCCCCUGAUUUCUUCAAGCAGUCCAGUUUGGAAACAUUCUUUUCUAGCGAAUGGAAGGUCCAUUACAACUCUAACAGAUUUGGUGUCCGUCUUAUUGGUCCCAAGCCCGAGUGGGCUCGUCCCGAUGGUGGUGAAGCUGGUCUGCACCCCUCCAACGCCCACGAUUAUGUCUACUCGUUGGGUGCCAUUAACUUCACUGGUGAUGAGCCCGUGAUUCUUACAUGUGAUGGUCCAUCGCUUGGAGGAUUUGUUUGUGCUGCAGUCGUUAUUGAGUCGGAGAUGUGGAAGAUUGGCCAAGUUAAGCCUGGUGAUAAGAUCAAGUUUGUUCCUGUUACUUUUGAUGAUGCCAUCAACAUGAAGAAGAAGUACGAGAACGUCGUUACUGAAUUUGAGGAUACCUCUUCCCAUUUGGGAGAAAUAACUCCAAGCCCUAUUUACUCUCCUGUCCUGUAUUCUCAAAAGGCAGACAAACUCAAUCCCGAUGUUGCUUACAGAUUUGCCGGUGACAGAUAUAUCCUUGUUGAAUACGGUGAAAACAUUAUGGAUUUGAACUUAUCUUACAGAGUGCACCGUUUAACAGAGCUUGUACUUGGUAAAGUCGAAGGUGUUUUGGAAAUGUCAUCAGGCGUCCGAUCUGUGUUGAUUCAGUACGACUCGUUGAAAGUCAGCCAACAAGAACUUCUUAAGAAACUAACUGAUAUUGAGAAAUCGAUCUUGUUUGUUGACAACUGGCAGGUUCCUUCCAGAAUCAUCAAGCUACCCCUUGCAUUUGAAGACAAGAAGACCCUGGCUGCUGUUGACCGUUAUAAGGAGACCAUCAGAUCGUCGGCUCCCUGGCUCCCCAAUAACGUGGACUUCCUUAAGGAGGUAAAUGGAUUGUCUGACAGAAACGAUGUUCGUGAUAUUCUGUACCAAGCUCGUUUCUUAGUUCUUGGACUUGGCGAUGUCUUCUUGGGUGCUCCUUGCGCUGUGCCUUUGGAUCCUCGUCAUCGUCUGCUAGGAACCAAGUACAAUCCAUCCAGAUCAUACACUCCUAAUGGAACUGUGGGAAUUGGUGGUAUGUACAUGUGUAUCUAUACCAUGGAAUCGCCCGGUGGUUAUCAACUCGUCGGUCGCACAGUUCCAAUCUGGGACAAGCUGAUUCUCAACAAGGCUUCGGGUGACGAUUCGCGUCCUUGGUUAUUGUCUCCAUUUGACCAGAUCGAGUACUACCCAGUAAGUGAGGAGCAACUUGAGAAGUUCACUGAGGAAGUCGAGCAUGGAAGAUACAAGUUUGAUAUUGAAAACACCAUUUUCGACUACGGCGAGUAUACUCGUUGGUUGAAGGCCAACCACGCUUCUAUUAAAGCACACACUGAACGACAACUUGAAGGCACUGACGAGUUUGCCAGAAUCAUUCAAAUCUCCAACGCCGAGCUCCAAAAGUCCACCGGUCCCAAAGACCACGGUGUCGAGGAGUUCUCUGAGAACGCUGUCCAUGUCUACUCCGAAGUCACUGGUCGAUUCUGGAAGCCCUGUCUUGUUGUAGGCGACCGUGUCGUCAAAGGAGGUGGUGUUGUCAUUCUCGAAGCCAUGAAGACCGAGAUGGUUGUCAACGCCCCUACCGAGGGCAAAGUGGUCAAGAUCUACCACGAAAACGGAGACAUGGUCGAGGCUGGUGACCUCGUCGCCGUCAUCGAGCCCUAA